Messenger RNA from Erythranthe guttata (spotted monkey flower), 670 nucleotides. The record is from RefSeq and is a predicted model, not a curated record. NCBI's taxonomy places the organism in Eukaryota, Viridiplantae, Streptophyta, Magnoliopsida, Lamiales, Phrymaceae.
UUCUCGAAGUACCGACAAGUAAUAGUUAUAAAUAAAGAGGACUUAAGUCUUCCAUGGGGGCCUGGCUACAGACUUUUCUAUGUUCAACUACCAAGACUUCAUGACGGACUUCGAAUCAACGAACGACGCUACUUAUAAUUAUAAUUUAGUUUUUCGAAUGAUCGUAAUUCUCGGGGUUUCUGCGUGCCAAAGAAUAUUCAUGGAGGGUAAUGGUCAGAUUAUGAAUGGAUGGCCUCUUGGUCUAAUUGGAGAGUUAAUGAAUUCAAGCUCUCAUCAGCUGGUGGUGCCGCCGCCGCCACAGCCUCGCAACUCCGGCCUCCGCGGCCGUUCCUCAAGUUUCUCAUCACUUUCAUCCUCCAAUCUUGAUACCGAGUCAACGGCGUCGUUUUUCCCUGACCAAAGUGUAACUCUUGGCCGGCUAAUUGGAAUUGAACCGGUCUGUAAAGGAACCUCGUACUGCAGACAACAUGAACCGGAUCUAAUUAGGUCUUCAAAUAAUAGUCUAGAAAUAGGCGAUACAGAUAAUAAUAAUAAUAAUUCUCAAGGAAUUUGUGUUCCACUGUUGCACAGUGUCAUCUGGAAAAUGGGCCGAACCGGAAGCAGCUCAACACAUUAAUUAAUACAAUAUUGUUCUUGAUUAUAUAUUACUAUUACGUAACACUAUUACUAU